AUGCUGCUGCCGCUGCUGCGGAGUAGUUGCUUCCCUUCCUCCUCCCCCGGCGGCGGCGGCGGCGGCGGCGGCGGCGGCGGCGGCGAGGCGGACGCGGGGAGCCGGCCGGCGGCGCAGCUGCAGCGCGGAGCCCGCGGGCCGCCGGGGCCGCUCGGGCGCGCGCUCGCCCAGCCCGUGGCCGACCCGCGGCGCGCGGCGGAGGCCGAGGGGGAGCCGGGGCCCGGGGCGCGCGGCGGGCAGCGGGCCGCGCGGGGGCCGCAUGCGUGCAUGGAUCCGGGCGGCGCGCUGCAGAGGCGGCCCGCGGGCGGCGGCGGCCUGGGCUCGGGCUCCCCGGCGCUGUCGGGCGGCCAGGCCCGCCGGAGGAAGCAGCCCCCCAGACCGGCCGACUUCAAGCUGCAGGUCAUCAUCAUCGGCUCCCGCGGCGUGGGCAAGACCAGCCUGAUGGAGCGCUUCACCGACGACACCUUCUGCGAGGCCUGCAAGUCCACCGUGGGUGUUGACUUUAAAAUCAAAACCGUAGAGCUAAGAGGAAAGAAAAUUAGAUUACAGAUCUGGGACACAGCAGGUCAGGAGAGAUUCAACAGCAUUACCUCAGCCUAUUACAGAAGUGCCAAGGGGAUCAUACUGGUGUAUGACAUCACGAAGAAGGAGACAUUUGAUGACUUGCCAAAGUGGAUGAAGAUGAUUGACAAGUACGCUUCAGAAGACGCAGAACUUCUCUUGGUGGGAAAUAAGUUGGACUGUGAAACGGACAGAGAAAUCAGCAGACAGCAGGGAGAAAAGUUUGCACAGCAGAUAACUGGGAUGCGGUUCUGUGAAGCAAGUGCCAAGGAUAACUUCAAUGUGGACGAAAUAUUUCUGAAACUUGUUGAUGACAUCCUGAAGAAGAUGCCUCUGGACGUGCUAAGGAACGAGCUAUCCAACAGCAUCCUCUCACUGCAGCCGGAGCCCGAGAUCCCCCCAGAGCUGCCCCCGCCCCGACCUCACGUCCGGUGCUGUUGACGUGCUACGUUGGAGACACAGCGGUGGCGGUUCCUGGACAGGGAAGUGUUUCGUUCUGCACUACAAUCGUUUCGACAAUUUCUUUUCGCACUUUGUAAUCCAAGUCAGAGCUAUACACUAACUUGUAAAUAUGCAAAUAUGCAAUCCUGGGUAAGUUUCGGUUAUGAAUUACAUGCUUCCCUCCAAAUUGUUAUAUUUCAUUCAUGAUCCCAGUGCCUCAUCUGUGUACACUGGGAGACAGUAGUACUUCUAAUAUGAAGAGCAGGAGAAAUGAGAGCUAUAAUGUGUCUUGAAGUAAAUAAUAUAAUUGUCCUUGUUAAUUCUCUUAUGAGGACAGAAGAUAGUCUGAAAAGAAAGAAUGUGGUGCUUUGCUUACCGUUUUAAAGAAAAUUCAUAAAACUAAAGACUUUUUGGGGGAAAAAAGCUAUCUUGAAAGCUUUUUCUUUAUUUACAUUUCUCCCAGCUGUAGCGCCUUUGAGGUAUUGGAGUGUCUCCCACAAAGCAAAGCUCCAUCUGUAGCCGUCUCGAAGGUUAUUUAUUCACCUCACAUACCAGUAGAACUGACUAGUUGAGGGGCAGGACUUGACUUGAUCUGAGCCGAAGAAUCUCUCCGGUUUCCUAAUGGACGAGUCCUGUGCUUUUAAGAACUACAAAGAUUCAAAAAAGAAACGUUUUUGAAACAAUAGAAGAUUUGAAAUGAACGCUGCUGUCCUAAACCAAUCCUGUUUAAAGGAAUUUUAAAGAGAUACAUUUUACUAUAUCAGAGAACACACAUGUAUUUGCCUAAACCUUCUCUAUACCUUUGUAAUGAUGAAACUUCCCCCUUGAUGGUGAAGCUUACUCCUAUAUAAGCCUGGACUGUGUUCUUUUUUUCUUUUUUCCUGGUCUGAUAAUGGAUUUGUGAACUCUAUCUUUGGCAGAUCUUCCUUUAUUAAACUGCACUGUUUAGUCAAGGUGAAUAAGUCAUUAUGUAUUUGAAUAACUUGGCGUGUCUUGAGUGUCGUGAUAUGAAAAGCAUUGUGUUUCUACACUAAUGAAGUGCAAAUAAAAUUUUGUAUUUAUGAAUGACA
Camelus dromedarius (Arabian camel) is the source of this 2072-nucleotide messenger RNA. RefSeq names its product RAB12, member RAS oncogene family (gene RAB12). Gene Ontology annotation, cellular component: trans-Golgi network transport vesicle; plasma membrane; synaptic vesicle. The record is from RefSeq and is a predicted model, not a curated record. Gene Ontology annotation, molecular function: GTP binding; GTPase activity. Gene Ontology annotation, biological process: protein localization to plasma membrane; protein secretion; Golgi vesicle fusion to target membrane. Lineage: Eukaryota; Metazoa; Chordata; Mammalia; Artiodactyla; Camelidae. The transcript has 6 exons. Bases 1 to 1002 code for a protein of 333 amino acids.